CCUUCCCCUCUCCUCUGUGCAAAAGUGAAUCCGGUCCCCGGACACUGGGUGGGCGCGACGUUUCCAGAGAACGCGGACUUCCACCUUCAGCACUCGGCCACAGGCGGAGGGCGGCGGGGGCCUGGGUCGCCCCUCGGCCCAGCGGCCGCGACCUGAGACCGACUGGGCGCGGCGUCCGCGCAGGGCCAGCGGGUCCCGGCCCCAUCCGUCCGGGACGCCACGGCACAGACGGUCGCCCUUCCUGCCCAGCCCCUCCGCGCUCUCGCGCCUCUCUCCACCCGCGGACUCGCAGUCGGUCUCCGCCGCUACCUUCCGACCUACUGCCCCAAGUCCGGACUGGCUGCGCGCACGCGCACUGAGUAGCGGGCCGGGGGGGGGGGGGAGGGGGGGCUGCGUCUGGCGGGCUCUGCGCAGGCGCGCGCGGCUCGGCUCGGCUCGGCUCGUGUUGGCUCGGCCAGACUCGCCUGGGCUCGUGUUUUCCCGGCUGAACUCGGUUGGGCUCGGCUCGCGAGCUAGCGGCAGGGCGACUUCGGCUCGCGGAGUGAUAGCUUGGGUCCCCGAGGCGGCGGCGGCGCUGACGGGAGCACCAUGUUCCUCCACUCCGUCAACCUCUGGAACCUGGCGUUCUACGUCUUCAUGGUCUUUCUGGCCACCCUGGGGUUGUGGGACGUGUUCUUCGGCUUCGAGGAGAACAAGUGCAGCAUGAGUUACAUGUUUGAGUAUCCCGAGUACCAGAAAAUAGAACUUCCGAAUAAACUGGCCAAGCGAUAUCCAGCCUAUGAGCUGUACCUUUAUGGAGAAGGGUCCUAUGCUGAAGAAUACAGAGUCCUCCCUUUGACAGGAAUUCCAGUUCUCUUCCUCCCUGGCAAUGCUGGAAGUUACAAGCAAGUUCGUUCUAUUGGCUCCAUUGCGCUCAGGAAAGCAGAAGACAUUGACUUCAAGUACCACUUCGACUUCUUCAGUGUGAACUUCAAUGAGGAGCUGGUGGCCCUGUACGGUGGGAGCCUGCAGAAGCAGACCAUGUUCGUGCAUGAGUGCAUCAAGGCCAUUCUUAGACUUUACAAGGGCCAAGAAUUUGCCCCCCAAAGCGUGGCAAUAGUUGGUCAUUCCAUGGGUGGCCUUGUUGCAAGAGCGCUGCUUACACUGAAAAACUUUAAGCAAGAGCUGGUAAAUCUCCUGGUCACGCAAGCAACGCCUCACGUUGCUCCUGUGAUGCCGCUGGACCGGUUCAUUACAGAUUUUUAUGUGACUGUAAACAACUAUUGGAUUCUAAAUGCUCGCCACAUAAAUUUCACCACACUUUCUGUAGCUGGAGGAUUCCGGGAUUACCAAGUUCGUUCAGGACUAACUUUUCUACCACAAUUAAGCCAUCAUACCAGUGCCUUAUCUGUUGUGAGUUCAGCAGUGCCUAAGACGUGGGUCUCAACAGAUCACCUCUCCAUUGUGUGGUGUAAACAGUUGCAGUUGACUACAAUCCGAGCAUUCUUUGAUCUUAUCGAUGCUGAUACUAAACAAAUAACUCAGAAUCCCAAGAAGAAAUUGUCAGUUUUGAAUCACCACUUCAUAAGACACCCAGCAAAACGUUUUGAGGAAAAUCCAGCAAUAAUUUCUGACUUAACAGGGACAUCUAUGUGGGUUCCAGUAAAAGUGUCCAGGUGGACCUAUGUGGCUUACAAUGAAUCUGAUAAGAUAUAUUUUACAUUUCCUCUUGCAAAUCAUAGAAGAAUCUACACUCAUGCCUAUUGUCAGAGCACCAUGCUGGAUACGAACAGUUGGAUUUUCGGCUGCAUAAACAGUACUUCUAUGUGCCGGCAAGGGGUUGACCUGUCAUGGAAAGCUGAACUGCUGCCAACAAUUAAGUCUCUGACGUUAAGGCUUCAAGACUAUCCAUCUUUGUCUCAUCUUGUGGUUUAUGUUCCAUCCGUUCAUGGAAGUAAGUUUGUUGUAGAUUGUGAAUUCUUCAAAAAAGAGACUAGAUCAGUACAGCUUCCCGUAACUCAUCUUUUUUCCUUUGGUUUGUCCUCUAGGAAAGUGCUGUUGAAUACGAGUGGCCUGUACUACAACAUAGAGCUACUGAACUUUGGACAGAUAUACCAAGCUUUUAAACUCAACGUGGUAAGCAAGUGCUCAGGAACCAAAGAGGAAAUAACAAGUAUCUAUAAGUUUCAUAUCCCCUGGUCUUACGAAGAUUCGCUAACUAUUGCACAGGUUCCAUCGUCUACAGAAAUUUCUCUGAAACUUCACGUUGCUCAGCCAGAAAACGACAGCCAUGUGGCAUUAUUGAAAAUGUACACAUCAUCAGACUGUCAGUAUGAGGUGACAGUGAAGACCUCCUUCUCCCAGAUUCUGGGGCAGGUCAUCAGGUUUCACGGAGGCGCGCUUCCUGCAUACGUUAUAGCCAGUGCCCUUCUUGCCCACGGAGGACAGCUGUACUCUCUUUUCUCAACAGGUUAUUGUUUAGAAUAUGCUGCCAUAUUGGAUAAAGAAGCCAAGCCAUACAAAGUUGAUCCUUUUGUAAUUAUGAUUAAGUUUUUAUUGGGGUAUAACUGGUUUAAGGAAUUGUGGGACUUACUGUUGUUACCAGAAUUAGAUGCCAUCGUUUUAACCAGUCAGAGUAUGUGUUUCCCCCUUGUGUCCUUGAUUCUUUUUCUGUUCGGAACAUGCACUGCCUAUUGGAGUGGCCUGCUCUCGUGGGCAUCCGUGAGACUCCUUUCUGCCUUGUGGCUGGCUUUGAAAAGACCCUCUGAACUUCCGAAAGAUGUCGAGGUCCUGUCACCAGAUGUGCUCUUCCUGAUAGGCGCCCCGCUCCUCGUUAGCUGGACUACCUGUGGCGCCCUUGCCAUCCUGCUGUCCUAUUUCUGCUACCUGUGCAAGAUUGUUCAUCUUCAAGCAAGCCUCACAAAUUUUAAAAGUAGCCAAGCUGUGAAUCCCAAGCACUCUCGAAGAAGUGAGAAGAAGUCCCACCAGCAUAAAGACUCCGCAGCGCCGGCCCUCUGCCUGUGCGCGGCUGAGGCGGAGGACAGCCUGCGCAUGCACAGUGCCGUGCUCAGCCUGCUGACCUGGACCGUCCUGCUCAGCAUGCCGUCUCUAGUCUUCUGGCUGAAGAGCCUCUGGUAUCAUUUUAAACUUAAUCCUGAUCCAUGUAAACCUCUGGCGUUUAUCCUUAUUCCCACCAUGGCAGUUCUUGGAAAUACUUACACGGUUUCAGUAAAAUCAAGCCAGCUCCUGAAGACGGCCUCGCAGCUCGCCCUCCCCCUGGCCGUCGGCACGGUCGCCUUUGGGUCAGCACACCUGUACAGGGUCCCAGGCUUUGCCUGCCUGCCUCUUCUGCUCCACGCCUUGUGCAACUGGAUGUGAGCGGAGAAGGGUAACCACGGCAACCGAUGCCGAGGGAGCGGUGAGCGCGACCCACUCGCAGGGACAGCCUCGUCCUUUGGAGAAGACAAGUCUAUUUUUACAGUACUAAGAAUAGGAAAUUAGUUUUGUAAUGCCUGAAGAAGGAGGUGACCCACGGCGCGUGCUGCGGGACCUGGGAUGGGUGCGGCAGCCCUGUGCCAGGGACACGUGCGCACAGCCCCGGCACUCCCGCCCCGGCGACCCAGCUGUGUGGGAGCAGACAUCGUUGCUGGCAGCCUCCCGUCCACAUUCUGCUGUUUGGUGGUCUUCUGAAAAGUGGCUUGUUUUCUAUUUGCUGUAGUUUACAUAUUGUAAAAUAAGUUUUCAAAGACUGAUGAAAUUCCUGGCUGGUUUCUCAAAGGUGAAAUAGCCACAGUCUCUUUCGGCAGUCAUGGUGAGCAAGCGAGCUUCCGUCCUCUGGUAUGGGAAAGAGAGAUUUGUGUGACAGGGAGGUGGUGGGUAGGAAUGUGGUUCAAAAUCAAAAUCAGGAAGUUUCCUUGUUCUCAAAUAUAAAUCAUGUCUGUUAAAUUUAAAGAAUAAGGGCCGGGAGAUGGCUCAGUAGAAUAAGCACUUGCCUGGCAAGUGCAAGGGCCUGAG
Molecule: messenger RNA, 3993 nt
Organism: Octodon degus (degu)
Lineage: Eukaryota; Metazoa; Chordata; Mammalia; Rodentia; Octodontidae
Gene: Pgap1
Product: post-GPI attachment to proteins 1
Exons: 27
Coding region: 589-3357 (922 amino acids)
Biological process (GO): GPI anchor metabolic process; endoplasmic reticulum to Golgi vesicle-mediated transport
Cellular component (GO): endoplasmic reticulum
Molecular function (GO): phosphatidylinositol deacylase activity
Source: RefSeq, a predicted model, not a curated record